AUGGCCACAGACCGAUCUUUCCUCUCCUUCCUCCGACCUGCCGAUGAAAACGCUCUAUCAUCGUUAAUAACCUCAACCUCCCUUCCAAAGAGUACUUAUGAUUAUGGCAUGAUCAUUUGUGGAAUACCUUUCUCUGGACGAUCCACUUUAUUACGUCUCAUUCGAAAGUUGGAUGUUACUAAAUUAUUGAGCGAUCAUACGGUGGAUUCAUCAAGUUCGGGAUUUUUAUCAUUGGCAACAUCUUUGGUUUCUUCUGCAUUCGUGCCUAGUACGAACUCUACAGAUUCAUUUACAUACAAAAAAGCAGUUCAAUUUGCCAUUCUCGCUUCAUGUUUGAAUGCCAUGCAACUCAUCUUGCAAGAAAUAAAAACAAUACCACAAGAGGAUGAUCCCUUUUCUGCAUACAAUAGUGAAGACAAGAAAUCUGUGUCUAAAUGGACUGAAUACGAUGAAUUGAUUAAUACCUACGAAGAACAAGUGAAUUGUGUGAAUGGUAUUCACACAACCAUCAAUGCACCCAUAACUACAUGGGACAGAAUAUUGGAUCAAGCUCCACAAAUUGUCAACGCCAUUGAAGAUUUAUGGAGAGUGCCUGUUGUGAAAUUAGCCUAUCAGAAAUUAAUGCAAUCUUCCUUUUCACUCCCUAUACAUCGAACAAUCACACCACACACAUCUUCAAAGAAUCAAAUGUAA
Messenger RNA from Naegleria fowleri, 693 nucleotides. RefSeq lists its product as uncharacterized. Bases 1 to 693 code for a protein of 230 amino acids. The record is from RefSeq and is a predicted model, not a curated record. Lineage: Eukaryota; Heterolobosea; Eutetramitea; Acrasida; Naegleriidae. The transcript has a single exon.